AUGCAAUAUAUUAUUCACGACCCACACAACUGCAUUGGACCUCAGUUCCAUUACAAAUCCAUCCUACGACGAAGGGACGGAACUAUCCCCACAGACACAUUGAUCGCUCGAAAUAUAGCAGCCAAUUCUGUGCCAUCUGGCAUCGAUGGCGCCGUUAACUUAGCUCAGCACUCGCAGAGGGACGGUUUACCAUUGGUGACUAAUGGUCACGGCGGGCCCGCAUCAAAUCGCUCGGCGUCAGUGAAGGUCAAGCAAAGGGGUGAAGAGGGCUUUCACAAGGUAGAAAUGACAAAAGGUAGAAAGUUUCUCACACCAAGACGUGAUCCACCGCUUAGUCGCGUCCGUCAUGGACUAAAACUGAGGGCGGCCAGUACGGUUUUUUCAAGCCCACUGCGCAAACUGCGAACUGCUACUGCAUCUUUGAGCGAAGGAGAGUCGGGCUUCGCAACGGCUCUGGACGAAUUAACUGUAAAGCCUAUUCACGUGGUCCGAUUGCGGGACGUGGAUGGACAAGUGCUUGACGUGCAAUGUGACUCUGUCGGGGACUCGCCCAUAGCGUCACUUAUACCUGGAGGUGGCGUAAAUGAUGGGAGCUGUUUCACUUUACAUCUUCUUUACGAUGGCGCGCCACCUCUCACAAGUUCAGCUGCCACGACCCCCACAAGACAUCUAGCAGGUGCAAGUGCUGCCUUCUCCCGCUGGUAUCGGUACUCCACAGCCGCAACUCUGUACCUUGCGUUGGUGGAUGCGGGAUUUUGUGACAGGUUCGUCCCCCUUCUGUCGGUUCAAUGGAUUCACUGGAAGGAGCUGCUGCAGCACCAGGUGCACCUUCGGUUGGACCUGAUGUCCAAUCCACCAACGCGACACAUGUGCUUUCCGUGUCUCGGAAACGGUAAGAAUGAAAAGGUACCGGUCGCUGUGUCCUUACCGAUGACAAUGAAGGGUAAGCUGCGGCGUAUCUACAACUGCGGAGUCCCACCAUCCAUUUGCUCUAGCCCAUUUACAGACGCUGAGGUAUUCCAACUAUUUUAUAUCCAACUUAUAUUCCGGGCCGCUUAUGAUGUUGUAUUUAGCGACAUGAUGCUGGGCGACGAUGACGACAUCCUUCGGACUGAUCGUAUAGCUGUGCAGACGAGCGGAAGGCAACCGCUGGCGUUUGAACAUCCAGUUAUGGUAGACAAGUGGCUGAUGUUUCCUCCAAGGUCAAAGAUAUUAUACUUCACCUGUUUUGACCAUGCCGUCAUUCCCCACUUCACCUCCCCUGCUCGUUGGCGCCAAGUAAAGAAGCAGCGUUUGUUUGGUGCGUCACCGCGGCUGCAGUGUCAGGGUACCUUGGGGAAACAUGUUGUGACAGAGUGGGCUAUGCAUCGCAACGUCGACGAUCCGAAGGAUGCACUCGCUGCACUGGAGGAGCUAUUUGGACUUUUUGAACCAUCCUUUGGUGUUGGUCGAGCCUCUGUGUGGCAGUCUGCCAUCCCCCCACGUAUUUACCGUUGCAGCGUAAGUGCUUUCGAACGUCUGCGGGCAAAUAAUAGUGAUUUGGGACCUCUCCUUGUGUGUGCAUCUUGUCCCACAGAGUCGGUGUCUCCAAAUAAAAGUAAACCCAGAGAGGAGAAGGAACCAGGGGCUGAGCCUCCAGGUGUGCAGGAACCAGGGGAAGAAGAGUCUGUAAUACAGCGCUGGAGGCAGUACUUGAAAUGCGGCGAUGUGACAACAUUUGAGGGCCCGGUGGACUCAAUUAAAAUUGUGCGCUACCUCGGGAGCGGCGGAAGCAGCCUGGUGUAUGAAGGCAGGUAUGGCCCAAACAGCAUUCCUGUGGCAGUUAAAUGCUUCAUUAUCCCAUGUGAUAUGUCCCACGAAGACUACGUUAAGGAAUCACUGACGAGCGUAGCGUUUCUUCUCUUUUUCAAUCAGAUGGAAAAGUACGGUAUUGGGAAAUAUAUUCAUAUGUAUGAUUUUGUGAUUAGCUCCGUGCCUCCCAGCAAUAUGUCGAUAGAGGAUCUCAAAACAUGUACACGAGUGUCAGAUCCCGCCGGUGAGUGGCCGAAACUCUGUUAUCUCGCAACCACUCUGAUGGAUGGCGUUAUUGGUAGAUUUCUCACAGAGGAGGACGACGACUUCGAUCCCUGCUACGACACCCUUGUAAACUCUCCACUGUGUGACGGGGAAAUCUUUCAGUUUUUGUAUAUGCAACUCGUGUUGCGCGCACUGUUCGACUGCACAAUACUAGAUUUGAUGUUAAAUGGACAACUUCGUGGGGAUAAUCUUGGCUUCGCUCACCUUCGUCGUACCGACACCGACGGAACCUUGAUGCAAUCGUUCAAGGGUUUGUUCGCCAUUUUUCAACCGGAUAACGAUACGAAGCCCCAAUAUUUGUGUUUCCCGGCGAGCACCAACCCCGCCGCAGGCGCGAAAACUUCCUUACGUCUUAUCAACUUCAUCGAUUUUGGACAAGGGAAGCAGCCAGAUCUGCAGGAGCUAACACGACGUGGUCUCAUUGGUGAAACCAUUGUUGAAUCGUGUAUUCAAGAUGAUGGAUUUGGCCGUUAUUGGCCACUCGACCGCCUUUAUUGUCAAUAUGUCGAUACUAGCGGCAGUGUUGCUCGUCAGGCAGUUGAUUGGGGAGCUCACGUAAGUGUUGGCACUCCUGAAGCCUCCGAAGCUGCAGUGAAGGCGCUGUUUGACAUAUUUGUUCCGGCAUAUGGCGUAGACGCCCCAACGGAGGAGGAGCUUGAAGGACACAUCAUCUUCCGCUGGACACCCGAAAAUGUGGAAAAAUUGCGUCGUAGCAGUAGUGAAUUGGUCAUUCCUCCCAUUGAGUAA
Trypanosoma brucei brucei TREU927 is the source of this 2823-nucleotide messenger RNA. RefSeq lists its product as hypothetical. Bases 1 to 2823 code for a protein of 940 amino acids. NCBI's taxonomy places the organism in Eukaryota, Euglenozoa, Kinetoplastea, Trypanosomatida, Trypanosomatidae. The transcript has a single exon. The record is from RefSeq and is a predicted model, not a curated record.